UUAUACCAGUGAAGAUGAAGAUAGCAAAAAAAGUCUUGCAGGAAACAAGGUAAUAAGGAAGAAAUCAAUGCCAGUGAAUUGUCUCAACUCGCAGAACUAAAGAUACAGUUGCCUCGCGACAAUAUUCCACUUCUUCAUGAAAUUUCAAGACCUAGUGCACCUACAGGCAAUGAAAUAAAUGUAGCAAAAAAACAUAAAGCCAAAAGAGGACGAUUCAGCCAGGCAGAAGAUGAACUGAUAAAAAAGAAUUGGGAAACUUUGUGCAAGAGCCAUAAUUUAACUGUAAGACCCUCAGCUAUGUUCAAACUUCCAAGGACAAUGUCAAAAAUAGAACAAAUUAAAUUUUUACAAUAUUUGAGUACUGGAUUGGAUGAUAGAAUUCCUAUAAGAAUUUUCCAAAGAUUCAGAACCUUAUUCCGAGAAAAAGUCAAGACAGGAAGAUAUUCUGCAAAAGAAGAUAAGCAAAUAUUGGACUUUAUGAGGAAAACCAAGUCAUGGAAACCUUAUCAUGAUUUAGGGAUUUUACUAAAUCGUGUUCCAAAAUCGGUCGAGGAUAGAGCCAGAACAUUGCUGGAGGGUAUAAAAAAUGUCCGCUGGGAUAUGGCCAUGGCUGAACGUCUUAUCAAAGCAUUAUUGAAGGCCACAGGUAAACGAAAAGCUGAAGAUUUAGAACAGAUUGCACUAACUUCUGACCAAUGGAAGGAAGUGUCCUCAUUGUUAGAUAACAUACCUGUUGCUAAAAUAAAAUCAGGUUGGAAGAUAAAUGUGCAUCCGAAACUUUUUGAAACUGAAGCUACUGUUACGGUUAAAAAAGAUCUUAUACGAUUCCCAGACGGCAAAGUAAAAAAUGAAAUUGACUUUAUACUCUCUAACUUCAACAACAUUGCUAAGGAUGUUACUAUAUUAAAUUCUGUCAACACUGGUAGUGAUCGUCGAUUAGUUAGGGUGCGAAUAGAAGCUCUUUACGGAAUAGACAAAGGCAUCCUUCUAAAUGGUGAAAGAGUAAACAACGUUAGAUAUGCCGACGACACCAUGGUGAUAGCAAAUAGUUUAGAGGGACUUCAGAGGCUAAUGGACAGAAUAAACGAGUACAGUCAACAGUACGGACUAAACAUUAAUACCCACAAAACGACACAAAUGAUUAUCAGCAAGGAGAAUAUAAACAAGGCUCAUCUAUACAUUAAUGGGACGCAGAUAGAGCGAGUAAAACAGUAUUGUUACCUUGUAACUAUUAUUAACGAACAGUGGAGCAAUUUACAGAAAAAAAAGUGCCGCAUAGGAAAGGCAAGAACGGCAUGGACGCUUACAGACACCACUAUUAAAAAACUUGAAGCAUUUGAGAUGUGGCUUUAUAGAAGAAUGCUGAGAAUAUCAUGGACAGCAAGGAUCACAAACAAGGAAGUUCUAGGAAAAAUUAAGAAGGAACCAGAGAUUGUGUUUACGAUCAAACGCAUACAAUUGCAAUAUCUGGGACACGUUAUGAGAAAUCAGCACCGUUACUCCCUGCUACAGUCUAUAUUGCAAGGUAAAGUCAAAGGUAAGCGAGGACCCGGUAGAAGGAGAAUAUCAUGGCUGCGGAAUUUAAGAACAUGUUUUAAGAAAACCUCAACGGAGCUGUUUCGAGCCGCAGUGAGCAAGGUUAUGAUUGCCAAUAUGAUUUCCAACAUCCGAAACGGAUAG
Messenger RNA from Diabrotica balteata, 1680 nucleotides. NCBI's taxonomy places the organism in Eukaryota, Metazoa, Arthropoda, Insecta, Coleoptera, Chrysomelidae. The record is from the annotation of a GenBank genome assembly.